GCCGGUGGGUCAGGGAUCGGUCUUAUCAUGGCGGUUCCGGUCGGGCAGUGACCAAGGAUUUGCUGUCCAGAGGAGCAGUGGACGUUGUGGGUGACUCCACCUAUCUGAGUGGAAUGCGAGGACGCCGGGGCGAGCGCUGAGGAGCGGCGGUGACGGGGAGGGGAUCAGUGUUGCGUCCCCGGGAGCCGAGGCUGCGGCGUCUGUUCCUUCUACUCGUCUCCAGGCUCCAGUGCGGGGCCCCGCCCGGCCGGGCUAGGCCGCCGGGCGGCGGCGGCGGUAGCUGCGGCAGCCGCCGGCUCAGCUGUUGCGGGAGGGCCGGAGCGCGGGUGGCACCGCCGCGUCUGCCGCAGCGAUGGCCCAGUGUGUUCAAUCAGUGCAGGAGCUGAUCCCGGACUCCUUCGUGCCCUGUGUCGCCGCGCUGUGCAGCGACGAAGCCGAGCGGCUCACUCGUCUCAAUCACCUGAGCUUCGCGGAGCUGCUGAAGCCUUUCUCGCGUCUCACUUCCGAGGUUCACAUGAGAGAUCCUAAUAAUCAGCUUCACAUAAUUAAAAAUUUGAAGAUAACAGUAAGCAACAUUAUCACCCAACCGCCUCAGCCUGGAGCCAUUCGGAAGCUUUUGAAUGAUGUUGUUUCUGGCAGUCAGCCUGCAGAAGGAUUAGUCGCUAAUGUGAUUACAGCAGGAGAUUAUGACCUUAACAUCAGUGCUACUACUCCAUGGUUUGAGUCCUAUAGAGAGACCUUUCUUCAGUCAAUGCCUGCCUCAGAUCAUGAAUUUCUGAACCACUAUUUAGCAUGUAUGUUGGUGGCUUCAUCUAGUGAUGCUGAACCUAUGGAACAGUUUUCAAAGUUGUCACAAGAACAGCAUCGAAUUCAGCACAAUAAUGAUUAUUCCUACCCUAAAUGGUUUAUACCAAAUACACUUAAAUAUUACGUACUUUUACAUGAUGUCAGUUCAGGAGAUGAACAGAGAGCUGAAUCAAUUUAUGAAGACAUGAAACAGAAGUACGGAACUCAGGGUUGCUAUUUACUUAAAAUUAACUCUCGAACAUCUAAUCAAGCAUCAGAUGAACAGAUACCAGAUCCUUGGAGUCAGUAUCUGCAGAAAAAUAGUAUUCAAAACCAGGAAUCAUAUGAAGAUGGCCCUUAUACUGUAACUUCACAUAAGAAUUCUGAUAGUAACUUGCUGUCAUUGGAUGGAUUAGAUAACGAAGUCAAAGUAGAUGGCUUACCAAAUAACUUUAGAGCUCACCCACUUCAGUUGGACCCAUCCAGUGACCCUUCUAACAUCAUUGAUGGUCCAGAUCAUGUAAAAUCUGCUUCAUCAUUACAUGAAACAAAGAAAGCAAAUACUGGAAUAAUUCAUGGUGCAUGUUUGACACUUACUGAUCAUGAUAGAAUUCGACAGUUUAUACAAGAGUUCACAUUUCGAGGCCUUUUACCACAUAUAGAGAAAACAAUUCGGCAAUUAAAUGAUCAGCUAAUAUCAAGAAAAGGUUUGAGUCGAUCUCUCUUUUCUGCAACUAAAAAAUGGUUUAGUGGCAAUAAAGUUCCAGAAAAGAGCAUCAAUGAGCUGAAAAACACGUCUGGAUUGCUGUAUCCACCAGAAGCACCAGAGCUUCAAAUCAGGAAGAUGGCUGACUUAUGUUUUUUGGUGCAGCAUUAUGAUUUGGCUUACAGUUGCUAUCAUACUGCAAAGAAGGAUUUUCUUAAUGACCAAGCAAUGCUUUAUGCAGCUGGUGCCUUGGAAAUGGCAGCAGUGUCAGCUUUUCUUCAACCAGGAGCACCCAGGCCAUACCCUGCUCACUAUAUGGAUACAGCAAUUCAGACGUACAGAGAUAUCUGCAAGAAUAUGGUAUUGGCUGAAAGAUGCGUAUUGCUUAGUGCUGAAAUUUUAAAAAGUCAAAGCAAGUACUCAGAAGCUGCAGCUCUCCUAAUACGGUUGACUAGUGAGGAUUCUGAUCUUCGAAGUGCACUUCUUUUGGAACAGGCAGCACAUUGCUUUAUAAACAUGAAGACUCCCAUGGUUAGAAAAUAUGCAUUUCAUAUGAUAUUGGCAGGUCAUCGGUUUAGUAAAGCAGGACAGAAGAAACAUGCUUUACGUUGCUAUUGUCAAGCCAUGCAAGUUUACAAAGGGAAAGGCUGGUCUCUUGCAGAGGAUCACAUUAACUUCACUAUUGGGCGCCAGUCCUAUACGCUUAGGCAAUUGGACAAUGCUGUGUCUGCAUUCAGGCAUAUUUUAAUCAAUGAAAGUAAACAGUCUGCUGCUCAACAGGGCACCUUCCUUAGAGAAUAUCUUUAUGUUUAUAAGAAUGUGAGUCAGCUCUCCCCAGAUGGUCCUUUACCACAACUUCCUGUACCAUACAUUAACAGUUCAGCGACACGGGUUUUCUUUGGACAUGACAGACGGCCAGCAGAUGGUGAAAAGCAAGCAGCUACUCAUGUAAGUCUUGAUCAAGAAUAUGACUCUGAAUCCUCUCAACAGUGGCGGGAACUUGAAGAGCAAGUGGUAGCUGUGGUUAACAAAGGAGUAAUUCCCUCCAAUUUCUAUCCCACACAAUAUUGUUUGAACAGCUAUUCAGAUAACUCAAGAUUUCCACUUGCUGUUGUAGAAGAACCAAUUACAGUCGAAGUGGCUUUUAGAAACCCUUUGAAGGUUCCCCUUUUGUUAACUGAUUUGUCAUUGCUCUGGAAGUUUCAUCCUGAAAAUUUCCCUGGAAAGGAUAAAGAAGAAGUUAAAGAACUAGUUACAAGUGAGCCUAAAAUGAUUGGAACAGAAGUUAUUUCAGAAUUUUUAAUUAAUUGUGAAGAAUCUAAAGUGGCAAGACUAAAGCUCUUUCCCCAUCACAUAGGGGAACUGCAUAUUCUGGGAAUUGUUUAUAAUCUUGGCACUAUUCAGGGCUCUCUGACAGUAGAUGGCAUUGGUGCUCUUCCUGGAUGUCACACAGGAAAACAUUCCUUGAGUAUGUCAGUCCGAGGGAGACAGGAUUUAGAAAUUCAAGGCCCUCGGCUUAACAACACAAAAGAAGAGAAAACAUCUAUUAAAUAUGGGCCCGAUCGACGAUUAGACCCCAUAAUCACUGAAGAAAUGCCACUCUUGGAGGUGUUUUUUAUACAUUUUCCUACAGGGCUCCUCUGUGGAGAAAUCCGAAAAGCAUAUGUAGAAUUUGUCAAUGUCAGCAAAUGCCCUCUUACUGGAUUGAAGGUUGUUUCUAAACGUCCAGAGUUCUUUACUUUCGGUGGUAAUACUGCUGUUCUAACACCACUAAGUCCCUCAGCUUCUGAAAACUGUAGUGCUUACAAGACUGUUGUGACAGAUUCUACCUCUGUGUGUACAGCACUCAUAUCAUCAGCUUCUUCUGUAGACUUUGACAUUGGCAUAGGAAGUCAGCCAGAGGUGAUUCCUGUUCCCCUUCCUGAUGCUGUUCUUCUACCUGGAGCUUCAGUUCAGCUACCAAUGUGGUUACGUGGGCCAGAUGAAGAAGGUGUCCAUGAAAUUAACUUUUUGUUUUACUAUGAAAGUGUCAAAAGGCAGCCUAAAAUACGGCACAGAAUAUUAAGACACACUGCAGUUAUUUGUACCAGCCGAUCUUUGAAUGUACGAGCCACUGUCUGCAGAAGUAAUUCUCUUGAUGAAGAAGGCAAAGGAGGCAAUAUGCUAGUCUUUGUGGAUGUGGAGAAUACCAAUACUAGUGAAGCAGGUGUUAAGGAAUUCCAUAUAGUACAAGUAUCAAGUAGCAGCAAACACUGGAAAUUAUAUAAAUCUGUAAAUCUCUCAGAAAACAAAGACGCCAAACUUGCCAGUAGGGAGAAAGGAAAGUUUUGCUUCAAGGCAAUAAGAUGUAAGGAAAAAGAAGCUAAUAUGCAGUCCUCAGAAAAGUAUACUUUUGCAGAUAUCAUCUUUGGAAAUGAACAGAUAAUAAGUUCAGCAAGUCCAUGUGCAGACUUCUUUUAUCGAAGUUUAUCCUCGGACUUGAAAAAACCACAAGUUCAGUUGUCUAUGCACCCAGAAAAACGAUCAGCAGAGGAUGCUGUGAGACUGAUUCAAAAGUGCAGUGAGGUGGAUCUGAAUAUUAUCAUAUUAUGGAAGGCAUAUGUCGUGGAAGACAGUAAGCAGCUUAUUUUGGAAGGUCAACAUCAUGUUAUUCUUCAUGUUAUAGGAAAAGAAGCCUUUUCACAGCCUCAGAAACAGGAGCCACCAGAAAUGGAACUAUUAAAAUUUUUCAGACCAGAAAACACUACGGUUUCCUCAAGGCCAUCAGUAGAGCAGCUUUCUAAUCUCAUUAAAAUGAGUCUUCACUACCCAGAAUCAUUUAACCAUCCAUUUCAUCAAAAAAGCCUUUGUUUAGUACCAGUUACCCUUUUACUUUCCAACUGUUCUCAGGCUGAUGUAGAUGUAAUAGUUGAUCUUCGGCAUAAAACAACAAGUCCAGAAGCAUUGGAAAUCCAUGGAUCAUUCACAUGGCUUGGACAAACACAGUAUAAACUUCAGCUUAAAGGCCAGGAGAUCCACAGUUUGCAGCUGAAAGCAUGCUUUGUUCAUACAGGUGUUUAUAAUCUUGGAACUCCUAGGAUAUUUGCCAAAUUGUCGGACCAAGUUACAGUGUUUGAAACAAGUCAGCAGAACUCCAUGCCUGCCCUGAUCAUCAUCAAUAAUGUGUGACAGCUUGCAAGUUUGUACUGAAAUCCACAAGAAUCAGUUUAAUUUUGCUGAAUGGGUUUUACAGCAGUAUUUGAAAUACCUAACAUUAUGGAGGUUGGGGUCUGAUCACUGCAGAAUUCUUUGACUUGCCAUUUUGUUGAUGAUGCAAAGCACAUUGGACUGGGAAUACUUACGUUCUUUUUUUGUUUGUUUUUGUUUUCAUAUUUCUUUAAACCCUGGUAAUAAUUUACAUGCUCAUAAUACAGAAUUUCAACAUACCCAUGUACCUCAUUAAGUCCCGUCUUAAAAAGCAGUGUCUAAGUCUACUGUUACAACUUAUCAAUGGUAUACAAAUAUUAGGAGAUGAUUUUGAGGAAGGAAAGGCCUUGUUGGCAGUACUCCUGUUAAGCCAUUAGUUUAUAAAUUCCAGCUUUACUGUGAAAUUCUAUAGAGUGUUAAAUACAAAUUUUUCCAUGUUCACAAAAUUCUCUAAAAUCUGUUUUGAACUUUGGUUAUAGAGUCUUCAAGUUUCAGUAUCUGAUUGUCCCUAUGGCUUAUACAUAACUUUGUAAAAAGAAAAAAAUUUUUUCUGAUGCUUUGAAUAUAGUUUUGAAAGGAGUUUGACUUUUUUCCCCCUCAUUCAUCUCAGUAUAGAGUGCGCUAUUUCACAAUAUGAGAUUUUUGUCAUUAAAAUUAUCAUAUUCUUAUUAUAUAACUUUAACAAUUGAGUUGAUCUGUUUAAAUGAUAAAUCUACUCAAGUUAAUUAAAAAUAAGCUUUUCAAAAUGUAUUAUAUUUAUAACAAAUGUACUGUAAAUAGAAUAAAGACAUGCUAUUCACUGUAUAGAUUUAUAAGAUGCCUUGCCUUUUUUAAAACCUGAAUUUCUGAGAACUUAAUAUAUUCUCUAUUUAAAAUAAGUGGCAACCAUAUUAUUAUAGCAGAUACCAGCCCAAUUUGCUGAGAAAGCUUUAUUAUCAGAACUGAAAGUAUAGUCUUUGUUCUUUUUAUUUUUAAAAUACUAUAUUUAUUUGAGAGGCAGAGAGAGACAGACAAAGAGCUCUCAUUCACUGGUUCAUUCUUCAGAUGCCUCCAACUGCUAGGCCAGGCAGAGCUGAAGCUGGUUGGGAAUUCAGUCACAUUUUGUACGUGAAUGGCAGGAGCUCAAAUUACUUGAGGCAUCACUACUCCCUAUCAGAAUCUGCAUUAGCAGGAAGCUGGAGUUGGAAGCUAGAGGUGGAUUAUCAAACCCAGCUACUUCACAGUGGGACAUGAGCACCUUAAUCAGCUGCACAACUCCUCCAAGUUUUUGGUCUUAAAAGCUCUUUAUGGCCUUGUUUUACAUAAGGAAACAAAUUUUGUCUUUAAAUGAACCAUAUCUGAUGCUUGGUUACAAACUCAGAUAAUCCAUUUUUAUCCUACUCAAAAAGAAGAUCAAAGCUUAUUUAAUCUGUUUUAAAUAACUACACUGCAGAUCUGAUGCUGGUUAUAGCAGAUUGGGUAAUGUGGUCCUCCUGCUAAAGAAAAGAAAGAAGUCUGAACAAAAUAUAAAAAAAUCUUCUUCCUAAAAACAAAGUGUUGCCAACAUUAUCUGUCCUUAGUGGACCAACGUCUAGAAGAAAUUCCAGAGAGGGGAGGCCAGCAUUAUUUGGGACUUCUUUACCUUCAAAGUGUUGACCUAGGAAGAAGCAGCUAAAAGGCAAGCCUUAAAAUUUGACAAGCUUUGAAGAAAAGGAAAGUUGGUUAAAAUCAUAUCAGUUGAAGCAAGGAGAAAAAAAUGAUAGAAAAUAAGCAAAAAGCUAAAAGAACUGGUUUAGUUAAGGAAAUCUUAUCUAAUAUUUGAGUCCUAAAAAGAGGAAGAGAAUAAGAUAGUAGUCGUACAGGCUACUUCAAAAAGUGGGUGGGAAAAUGAAAUUUAAAAAAAUGUUUGGUCCAAAGAAAUUUUGACGUGAAUGCAUAAGUUUUUCAUGAUACAUAUUUUCAGUGAACUUUUUGAAGACCCCUUUUAUUUAAAGAGAAUCUCUGAGAAUUUUUUUUUUUUUUUUUAAAGAUUUCUUUAUUUGAAAGAGUUACACAGAGAGAGGACAGGCAGAGAGAGAGAGAGAGAGAGGUCUUCCAUCCUAUGGUUCACUCCCCAGAUGGCCAUGGCCGCAACGGACAGAACUGUGCCGAUCCAAAUCCAGGAGCCGGGAGCUUCUUCCAGGUCUCCCACGUGGGUGCAGGGGCCCAAGGACUUGGGCCAUCUUCUACUGCUUUCCCAGGCCUUAGCAGAGAGCUGGACAGGAAGCGGAGCAGCCAGGUCUCAAACCAGCGCCCAUAUGGGAUGCCAGUGCUUUUUAGGCCAGGGCAUUAACCCACUGCGUCACCAUGCCAGCCCCUCUGAGAAUUUUCUAAAAUAGACAUCAAGUUACAAGUUCAAAAAGUUCAGUAAAUCCCAAGCAACAUAAGUAAAAAGAAACUUAUAUCCAGAUGAAUCGUCAGGUAGAAACAGCCUUGAAUCCAAAACGAUAAACUUAGGUAGCAAUACUUAAACAGAAAGCUGACUUCUUAGGAGAAACAAUGGAAGCCUGGAGACAAUGGGAUAUCUUAAGAGGAUUUCAAAGAAAAGUAAUGGCUAAGCCAGAGCACUAAACAAGAAUUCUCUUCAAUAAUGGGAGUAAAGUAAAGAUACUUUCAAAUGAAUAAAACCAGAGUUCACUUCCAGAUGGCCUAGGGUAAUGGCAACUUCUUAGUCUUUCCAUUCAUCCUCCAAAUAAGUAUACAAAUCAAUAAGCAAAUGAAACAACAUCUAACACAAGGUUUGAUCAUAACUAGAAAGAAUAUACUAACGUCAAAUGGAAAUGGAAAAUUUAACACUAACUUGUAACAGGCUUUCUACACUCUUAGUGUAAGCUUUUCCCCAAUAGAGAUUAGGAAGGCAGGAAUCUCCCAAAAUGAUGUGUCGAAAAGAGACAAAGGCACUUGAAAGGUAGGCCUGAGCAGUGUGGGAACAGCAAGGACAGUGUCUAUUCAUCUCCAGCUAACAGAAGUGCCUUUUAACAGGAGUUACCUUAUAGAUUGGCUGUGAAGGUGAAUAUAGAAUUUUUGGACCUUAUACAGCCCAAGUAGUGUUCCAGCCUAAGUCGCUUACUCAACACACAGCAUGGCAAUCGCUGACAUUGGGGUGGUGGACAAAAGUAUUUAUUACAAAACACAGAACAAGGAGCCAGAAAGUUAUCACUAAUUUCUGAAAUCCUUGGAGGGUUCCAAGUUAGGGAUCUUACUGAUUGAAGCUGGGGUUUAGAAGUGUCCAUUUCCUGUGCAGGUCUCCAUUUGGUUCUCAGUGCUUGUGACCCUGCUUUCAUUGGUCAUUGGGACCAUGUUCUUUUGAGAAUUUCGUUGAUGGCCAAAUGGGCUGCAGACAGUCUGGGGGAUAUGUGCAGGUGGUAGUUACUUUUUGCUUAAGGCCUGGGGUUUCUGGGAAACACCCUCAAGACAAGACUGAACAUCAAGGUGUUAUCUGUAAAGUAAAUAAAUAGCCCCAUAAAUCUGCUAUCCUGUGGGAGCUGGAUGGACCUAUUGCAUCAUUCUCUCAAUUUAGUGAACUAAUUUUAGUGAUAGGUUGAUUUGCAAUCAUCAAAGCAGGACAAAGAGACUUUAUGCCAAGGUAAGGAAACAGACUACCACAGGAGGCUAGGGCCUGAUAGUACCUAGUAUCUGCAUCAAAGGCACUGGGUAGGGGCUCGGUUUUACCUACCAACCUGAAAUUCCUUGAUUACAGAUUCAUGCCUAUUAAAAUGCAAAUACCUGUAGGUAUCCUAAUGCAUUCUGAUCCACCUUUAAAAUAUGUGUCAAGGAGCUGUAAGACAAAUAAGGCACAGAAACUAGCACCUACAACAGUGAUGGGAGUGCUGGUAGGAGAAGUAGGAAUGGGGAAUAGGGAGCUAAAAGAGAAAGUGAUGGGUUGCUAAAGAAAAAUGGUCCAGGGCCCGCACUAUGGUGCAGCAUGUAGAGCCACCGCCUGUAGUGCCGUCAUCCCAUGUGAACACUAAGAGGUCCUGGUUGCUCAACUUCCGAUCUAGCUCCCUGCUAAUGCACCUGGGAAAGCAGUGGGAGAUGGCCUAAGUCCUUGGGCCUCUGCAUUCACUUGGGAGACCCAGAAGAAGCUCCUGCCUUUGGCCUAGUCCAGCCCCAGCUAUUGCAACCAUCUGGGGGAGGGAACCAGCAGUUGGAAGAUUCUUUCCUCUGUUUCAAAUAAAAUCUUUAAAAAAAAGAAAAAUGGUCCAUUUCAUGGCUUGGCUUAAGCUUAACUCUGUUUAUGUUCCACUGCUUGUUUCCAGAAUCAUGGAGCUAUAGAUAGCCAUCUCUAAAGACUUUCAUGUUAGGUUUCUGCCCCAUUCAUUUCUGUUUUGUUUUUUUAAGCUAUAAUAGCUUCAAAUUGUUCUCAGUUCCUUACCUACUUGAAUUAAUUAUGUUGGCAUAUAAAUCCAAUUAAUUUAAUACCUAGUAACAAGAAGGGAUACAUUUGAGAAUUGGGUGUUCUUGGCAAAAUAAAAAAUGAGUUUUCAGGAAACCAAUGUGCAGCGUGUCAAGCCACCACCUGAGACACCAGCAUCCUAUAUUGGAAGGUGGUUCAAGUCUCAGCUACUCUUACUUCCUAUGCAGCUUCCCUACUAAUGAGACUGGGCACGAUAAGGAGAUGAAGGCUCAAGUACGUGGGUCCCAGCUGCCCAUGUGAGUGACCAGGAUGGAGUGCCUGGCACCUGGAUUCUACCUGGCCCUGCCCUGAGAGUUGCAGCCAUUGAAGAGUGAACCAACAGAUGGAAAAAUCUUUUUUAAAAACAUAUUUUUGGGGCCGGUGCUGUGAUACAACACCAGCAUCCCAUAUGGGUGCCAGUUCAAUUCCCAGCUGCUCCACUUCUGAUCCAGCUUCCUUCUAAUGUGCUUGGGAAAGCAGCAGAAGAUGGCCCACAUGCUGCCACAUGGGAAACCCGGAUGAAGCUCCUGGCUUUGGCUUGGCUCAGCCUGGCUGUUGUGGCCAUCUGGGGAGUGAACCAGCGGAUUGAAAAGAUCUCUUUCUCUGUGACUCUCCCUUUUUGUAACUCUGCCUUUCAAAUAAAAUCAGUCUUUAAAAAACAA
Molecule: messenger RNA, 9754 nt
Organism: Oryctolagus cuniculus (rabbit)
Lineage: Eukaryota; Metazoa; Chordata; Mammalia; Lagomorpha; Leporidae
Gene: TRAPPC8
Product: trafficking protein particle complex subunit 8
Cellular component (GO): TRAPPIII protein complex
Molecular function (GO): protein binding
Source: RefSeq, a predicted model, not a curated record